AUGAAUAAUACUACUGACAGUAGUAGUAAUACUACAAUAACCUAUUCAUAUUUUGAAUUUCAUUCACGUUUUGGAUGGGAACGGCUUUGGAUAACAACAAUUAUACUCGGUUUAUUUAUCUUGUGUACAAUUGUUGGAAAUGUUUUUGUUGUGGCUGCUAUUUUACUUGAGAAACAUUUACAAGGUGUUUCAAAUUACUUGAUAGCAAGUUUGGCGGUAGCUGAUUUAAUGGUCGCCACACUUCCAAUGCCGGUGGCAGCUAUAUAUGAAGUUUCAGAAGACUGGUGGUUAGGUGAGGCACUCUGUGAUUUCUGGGUAUGUUCAGAUGUUCUAUGUUGCACAGCAUCUAUACUUCAUUUGGUUGGCAUAGCCUUAGAUCGUUAUUGGGCUGUCACAAAUGCAGAAUAUAUUCGUCGAAGAACAGGUCGCCGGAUAGGCAUUAUGAUUGGUAUUUUCUGGUUUCUUUCUGUGUUGAUUUCAAUACCUGCACGAUUUCAUACUACUAGAUCAUAUAAUUAUGGAGGAUAUUCGUCUUACAUUAAACUAGAAGGACCACCAAGCUGUCGAAUUAAUCAAGAGCACGGUUACACAGUGUUUUCAAACAUUGGAGCAUUCUAUAUGCCAAUGAUAUUCAUAAUCGUUAUUUAUGCAAGGAUUUAUCAGGUGGCUAGAGCGCGAAUUCGACGUUCAGCAUUCAAACAGUCUGGAUCGUCAAGUCUAAGUAUGAAUAAUAUUGUACAGGAGAAUGCUUCAUCUUCACAUGCUGUCGAUACAGACUGUACAAUGAUUGCAAGAAAUCAUACUGCUACUAAAGAAUUACUCACAGUAAAAAGGCAAAUGAGCACAGAUAACGCAAAUGAUAAUAAAAAUUGCUGUUUCAUGCAUCAACUGAACGAUGACGUAUCAAUACCAUAUGUCGAUGAAGUGGAGAACAAGUCAGAUUAUAAUUCCAUGGAACAAAUGAAUGAAGAUUUUACACAUAAACAAUUUGUCAUUUCAAAUGACCAUAUAAAACAAAACUUAAGUAAUUGUGUCUGUAUACCGAAUAGUUACACUGCAUUAUGCUCAAACAAACAAGAUAAGAAAUCAUGCCAGAAACAGUUGAAAAAAUCGAAUUCACUAAUAAGGCUAGAUUAUCAAUUAAAUUAUUCUCCUAACGAUCACGACCAGUUCAUUAAAUCUGAUCCACUAAGAUAUUCAUCAAUAUCUAGACACACAAAUUCUGCACCGCCAAUCCUUAUCCAUAUCACCAACUCUGGUACACUUCUUUCUGAACUAACUAAUUCUUACUCUCAGUUAUCUGGAACAAAUACAGACCAUACAAAUUCAGUUAUGUGGUCGUCUUCAUCAUCAUCAUCAUCAUCAUCCUCAUCGUUACCAUCAUCAAUAUCGUCUUCAUUUUCAAGAUCUUCGUCUUUACCAGUUGACACUCACUUCAAUUAUCGCCAUGGAAAUCAUCAUCACCAUCACCAUCGACAUUAUCGUCGCCAAGGUCAUCGCAGUCGUCCUAAACUUCACCAUCAUCAUAAUCUACAUAAUCACGAUCAUAGUCAUAAUACGGGAAGAAGUGAAGUAACUAAGCUGAAUAAAUAUCAUAGUCAGUUUUUAGCUGAACUGAAGACUAUUUGUAAGUGCUAUUCUUCAAAAAAUUAUAGUCAAGAACGUCAUAACUACCUAUCAAAUAAAUCAAAUACACCAAUUACUGAAAACUCAGAGCUCAGUAAAUUGAAACAAAAAAAAUGUUGCUGUUUGAAGUGGCAAAAUAAAUCUUCAGCCGGCUACAUUAGUAAAAAUAACAAGGAUAGUCAUGAAUUUUUUGUUGAUGCUAUAGAUCCAAGCUCAGAGUUUUCAGUUCCACAAAUGACCACUAAAAAUGAUAACCAUCGUAAAGGAAGCUCCAGACUAGACAACCAUGUUUCUUUAAAAGUAUCAAAAAGGCAGACUGUGUUACGAAGUAAGUUGUCUCAACUCUUAUGCUCAAAUGUUAAUCAUCGAAAAUUAGAAGGAUCAGCAUUGAAUUCAGCAUCAAAUAUGAAUUCAGAUUUAUCAACGACUUCAAUGAAAGAAGUGAAACACUUACAACCACAAAGACAUUUGACGCUGACAACAGGAACUACAAUAAUUGCAGCGAUAAACGAUGAAACUACUAUCACAUCCAAUCUUAUAACAGUCCAACAGACACAAGUGAAUCGUGAGCGUUUAGAGACUAAACGUGAACGUAAAGCUAUACUAACGCUAGCUAUCAUUACAGGAUGUUUUCUAUUAUGCUGGUUACCAUUCUUCAUUGUUGCCUUAAUAUCUCCAUUUACAGAGAAUUUUACAAUAUCUAAAUUUGGUCAAAGUACUAUUUUAUGGUUAGGUUAUUCUAAUUCUCUACUAAAUCCUAUAAUUUACACAAUAUUUUCACCAGAUUUUCGUAAUGCUUUCAGAAAAAUUUUAUUUGGACGAUACAAUCUACGUUCACUGUCUAGAUGA
Messenger RNA from Heterobilharzia americana, 2475 nucleotides. The record is from the annotation of a GenBank genome assembly. Lineage: Eukaryota; Metazoa; Platyhelminthes; Trematoda; Strigeidida; Schistosomatidae.